This is a messenger RNA of Hydra vulgaris (swiftwater hydra), 3841 nucleotides long. RefSeq lists its product as uncharacterized. Lineage: Eukaryota; Metazoa; Cnidaria; Hydrozoa; Anthoathecata; Hydridae. The record is from RefSeq and is a predicted model, not a curated record. Gene Ontology annotation, molecular function: 3'-5'-RNA exonuclease activity.
GAGGUUCUAGCACAUCAAAAAAGAUUAUUCAGCUUAUCAAAUUACAAUACUUGAUAUUUGUUUUUAUAAUAAUUUGUUUUUUUUUGUCUGGACUUUACAAUUAAAAAAAAAACACUUUUCAUUAUUUUUUCGAUGUUUCUUGACGCCAUUAUGGGUACUCUGUUCAACCUACAUAUAGCUAGUUAUUUAUGUGCAUCUAUAGGAGCGUUUAUUUACGUAACUUUUAUUUUUAAUACUUUUUUAUAUCUAGCUGUUUAAAAUGCAGAAUAGAGAUUUGUAUUUAUGGUAUCAAAGUUUAGAAGAAAAAAACCUAUCCAAUGUGUGCACAGUUUUUAGACAACGAUUUUCUUCCAACUUUCAAAUUACUGAUAAUGACCUUAGUUUGUUUUCGAAAAUAAAAAGAGUUAUUCAGAAAAGUAGGUUGCUGACUAAAAAAAGUAAAGAAGAAUUUAUGCUUUUAAAUUUUAUACCACCAAUAUCUGAAACAAAUAUUCAAACAUUUUUACUAUCAACAUCACCUAAAAAAGAAAAAAAUCUCGUAAAUGACCUAGACCAUCUUAAAAUCGAAAAUAAAACUUUAAAACGCAAAGUUGAAGCUGUUCACAAUUUAAAAGAAAAUUAUAAAAACUGCUAUAAACAGCUAAAUAAUCUUGAAAGUGGAAAUAAAAAACUUAAGUCAGUUAUAAAAACCAGCAAUGCAGAGAAACUAGAAUUCAUAAGACAGUCCAAACAGUGUAAAGCACUAUAUACAACAACGAAUGAACGGCUGUCAGCUCUAGAAAAAAAAUUUACCACAUUAAAACUUAAGAAUAAAACAAACAGAAUUCGAAAUUUAAACAAGAAGAUUUUGUAUCGAGAUAUAAAGCUAGAAAAACAAGAAAAAGAAAUUGAUGCAUUAAAAGCCCAAUUUGUAAGCCAAUCUCAAACUUUAAAUAAGGAAUUCAAUGACCUUAAUCAAAUGCUAGAAAGUAGUAAUACAAAAGAUGAUAUUUUAUCACAAGAAAAAAGAAAUCUUCAAAAGAAAUUAUGUCGUUUGAAAAAUAAUUUAAAUAAAACAAAGGAAUCAAUUUCGGCUUCUUCGAUUGAAGACCUUACUUUCUUGCAGUCAGAAGUUAAAGAACUUGGUGCAAAAGUUGAAUCAUUAAACAAAGAAAACAUAUAUUUAAAUGGUCUUUUGAAGUUGUUGGAAGAUGAGGAAAUUGUAACUUUUGAAAGAGGGGGUUAUUCAAAUGAUAUUCGUGAAGUUAUUAUGGAGCUAUUAUCAUUAAAUGUUAGUAUGAACAAGGUCAAUGAUGUAAUCAAAAUUGUUUUAAAGAAACUUGCAAAAAAAACAGUUUCAAAACUUCCCUCUGUUGAUACAAUAUCUAGAUUUAUGUCAGCGGCUUUAAUUCUUGCACAGAUUCAAGUAUCAGAAGAAAUGUUAGAUAAUGUUGAGAAAGACACAGGAAACUGUUUGCAUGGGGAUGGAACAACCAAAUAUUACAGACAUUAUCAAAACUUUCAGUUGACUUCUAAAAGUGGUAAAAUGCUAUCAUUUGGGCUAUCAGAAUUAGCUUCUGGUGAUGCUGGAUCUACUUUGAGUUCUUUAACAGAAACAUUGGAUGAUAUUUGUGAUGUUCUGGACACAAAAGACAAGGAAAAAGACUUUGCAAAGUUAAUUUGUUCAUUUAAGACAACUAUGUCAGAUUUAGGUUCUAUCAAUCCACUUUUUAAUAGUAAAUUCAAAGAAAUGAGGGAGCUAUUGUUACCAAAAGUUAUAGAACAUUAGGACUAUUUAACAAUUAAACAAAAAAAUGAAUUUAAGGAAAUGUCAAACUUUUUUUGUAAGUUACACCUUUUAACAAACUUUGCAACUGAGACAGAUAAAGUACUGAGUUCAUUUGAAAAAAUAGCUCUGAGUGAUGAUCACAAAGACAUUUUUGCAUUUAAAACUUUUGAAUCGGGGGCUGCAAGACUCAUACGUUCUGCAUGUAAAGCAUUCCAUAAACGAGGUAGCAAUGAACUUGGUGUGGCAGGAUAUUUUAAUUCUUUUCUCAUUGGAAAAAGUGUAGACAAAUGUAUGUUUGCUCCUUUUAUAGGCAAUAGGUUCAACAUUUUGUUUUAUAAUGGUGCUGCACUGUAUUAUCAUUCUGAAUCUAUUAAAGAAUUUUUGUCUCAAUGGCCAAAUCCAAAUAAUCUAUUGAAGGCAGUUAAUGAAGAUAUAUCAAAUUUAUUAUUUUUAGCAGAAUCUUGUGCAUUAGGUAUUUUUGAUAAGUUAAUUACUGGUCCCCUUUGGAGACUCAUUGAAGAAAACAAAAACAUUCUUAGUAUGAAUAAGUUUUUAUUUUGUUUAAAAAUGAAAUUGUCAGAUCUUUGCAAAGACGCUUCUCCAAUGCUCAAUCAAACACCUGUAUUUGAUCCAAGAGAUGUCAAAAUACAUAAAGAUAAACUUUAUGAAAAACUUUUUGAGGAGACUGGAAAUAUAGAAUUUGAUGUCUUUGUGCAGCAGUCAUUAGAAAUAAUUUCCCAUGCGUUUUUAAUAAUUCUAGAAAGACAAGCAAUUGAUCAGCUCCCAGGAGGUAAAUAUUGGAACUCAGAUGAUAGAAUUCAAAAGGCUGCUGAAAAUGUACCAACAACUAACAAAGCUUCAGAAAGUGAUUUUGCGAUUCUGGAUCUACUUAUUCGGACAAAGCCCAAUGCUAAAAUACAAACAAUUCAAGCAUAUACAAUGUGGUACAGAAACAAAACCUUAGAUUGGUUGGAUGCAAAAUCAGAAGAAGAGCAUUACAUUUUAAUUGGAAAAGCUUCUAAUAGUGUUAAAAAGAUGAAAUUAAAGUAUAAAGAGCGUCAAGUAGAGUUAAUAUCAAAGAAAUCUUCUAUUCUGAUAGUAAAACAGCAACUCAAACCAGAUACAGAAAAGAAGGCAUUGCUGAAAAAAGCAAAUAUUGUAAAUGAGCUUAUUCAAUUGAAAUCGAUGAAGCAAAAGAUAAAUCUUCAAAAUUUGAAAAUGAUACUUUAAGGAAGCAAGUUAUUAGAGUUUAAUUAGAUUUUUAUCGUUAUGUAAUGGGGGCAAAAUGUUUGUUAAAGCUGUUUUAUAAAACUAAAGUUUCUGGAAAUAAACGUAUUGAUUUAAGUUCAGGUGAGUUAAUGGAGAACCUGUUGACUGUCAUUGGUAACUGCGAUUUGCCUCCACCAGAAAAAACAACCAAUACAUUAAAAGAAAAAAACCAACGCAAUGACUUGAUUAAGAAACAAAAAGAAAAGUUGUUUACAACGUUAAAAGAUUCUAGAAUGUCACAUCUUGCAAAACAAAAAAAAUUCCUGUUUCUGCCGGCUUUAUUAGAUGAUCCAUUUAGUUUAGUUGGGCGAGUUAUUCUUCAUAAAAUAAAAGAAGUUGAUGAAGAAGAGUAUUUUUGGUGCAAAGCAGAUAUUCUUAAAAUAGGUUAAGUUGGAAAAAAAAUCAAGCAAACAUUAUAUGAUGUUAUUUACGAAUCAGAACCUGGAAGCAUUUAUACAUUUCCACUGUUAUCUGACUUUGAUAAAGGAGAUAUGAUCUUGUUAUAAAAGAGAAACAUUUAAACACGAUGAAGUGCUUGUAAGAUUGUGGUGCAAUGCAAACAAGAAGAAAUGGUGGAUGAUGAUUUUAAAUACGUUUUUGUAUUUUUCUUAAUUUUGAUUUGUGUAUUUUUUGAUUAUUGUGUUUUUUCCAGCAGUGAUUAUCCUUUAAGUAAAGAUUUUAUUGCCUUUGACCCAAUUGCCCCAAAUGGGGCAAACUAGCAUUGGGAUUACAUAUUUAUUGGGUUUUUAUAAAUGUAUAUGAAUUUGUUUACUCUUACAAUAUAAAAAAGCUCUCAUUCUUUAA